Messenger RNA from Siniperca chuatsi (mandarin fish), 1207 nucleotides. RefSeq names its product jumonji domain containing 8 (gene jmjd8). The record is from RefSeq and is a predicted model, not a curated record. Gene Ontology annotation, cellular component: cytoplasm. The transcript has 9 exons. Bases 146 to 997 code for a protein of 283 amino acids. NCBI's taxonomy places the organism in Eukaryota, Metazoa, Chordata, Actinopteri, Centrarchiformes, Sinipercidae.
UUUAAUGUGGUGUUUUCUGAUUGGAUGUUUUACAGGAAGCGAGAAGGCACUUCAUGAGUUGGGAUAAUUAAAGAUAUUCACCUCAAUAUUGGCGUAUUUUCUCCUGAAUUUUGUUAAAUUUAAGUUUGCCGCGAUACAGUUUUGAAUGGAAUAUAAUUCGGCUUUAUUAAACACAUGUACGCAGUUUGUUCUGUUAUGUUUCAUCGUACUGAAGGCGGAGGAGCCGUCGGCUGACGGAGGCGGCUGGUCGUCAGAUUCAGAUUUCAGCUUACAGGACGAAGGUCCCUGUAACAUCGACGUGUUGGGCAGCUCUUCUCUCUCACAUCAACAGUUCAUCGAAAGAUAUGCAUACAGCAGACCGGUGAUCCUCAGGGGUCUGACCGACAACACGAAAUUCAGGUCUUUGUGCUCCAAGUCGAGUUUACUGGAAGAAUAUGGCGACCGGAGAGUGCGGCUCAGUACAGCUAACACUUACUCUUACAGGAAAGUGGACGUCCCUUUCCAGGAGUAUGUGGACGUUUUCCUGAGGCCUCAGUCUUCAGACGCCCUCGGCAGCGACACGCUGUAUUUUUUUGGAGACAACAACUUCACCGAGUGGCAGAGUUUGUUUGAGCGCUACGAGGCUCCGCCGUACGUCCUGCCUCGCACCAGCGGAGCCUUCAGCUUCGGGAUCGCAGGUCCUGGAACAGGAGUCCCCUUUCACUGGCACGGUCCUGGUUACUCUGAGGUCAUCUAUGGAAGGAAGCGCUGGUUCCUCUACCCGCCUGACCGGGAGCCUCAUUUCCACCCGAACCGCACCACCCUGUCCUGGGUGACGGAGACCUACCCCCACCUGCCCGAGGUCGAGGCUCCGCUGGAGUGCACCAUCAGACCCGGGAGGUGCUGUAUUUCCCCGACCGCUGGUGGCACGCCACUCUCAACCUGGACACCAGCGUUUUCAUCUCCACCUUCCUCGGUUGAGCUUCAGCUCGCCUGGAUUUUUUUUUUUUUUUUUUAAAGGAACUCAUCACAUCUGUUUUAUCAGAGUUUGUCCUCCGUUGCAGGCUGACGGGAGGAAAAACACUCGACAACAGGCUGCAUUUGAUGUUUCAGGUGAUCGACAGAUUGUUGGGAUCAUAUUUUAGUCUGAAGCUCCACAGUAACAUUCCAGGUCAAUCUUUUCAACAAAGACUGUCCUUAAAAUAAAAUAAACCAUGUUUCCUAAUAA